CAAAGCACCAUUUGUCUCUCAAUAUCUGAAAAAUUAAAGUUCCGUUUCAAAACAAACUCUCUGUGUCUCUUUCUCUCCGAAAGAAACAGUCCAGACUUUAAUGGCUGCUCCACUUCCAUUCUUCCUCAUGGAGCAAACCCAAGGACCCUCCAAAAUCCAUAUUGAAUCAGGUUCUUCGAAAACUGAACCCACAAGGAACCGCGGCAGUAAGCCCAGCAAAGGUCCACCAGCUCGCAAGAAGCAACCUCAAAGAGGUAUGGGCGUAGCUCAACUGGAGCGCCUAAGGUGCCAAGAAAUGAAGAAGACGACAGGAACUAAUCAACUCGAGUCUUGUAAUCUUCAACCAGCUAACUCUCUUUUACCUGACCUGAUUAACAGUGUUCCGAUUCAAUAUGGCUCAGUAAGCUAUGGUGUACCCAUGUUUAGUGGUGGUAGGUUUUUGGCUUUUGACCAGGGUUUGCUGGUUAAGCGGAUUGAGAAUGGUGGGAUUGCCGAGUUGAAUGGUAGUCCUGGUUUGGGUCAGUUUUUGGUUAAUCCGUACGUUUUUGGAGCACCAGAUAUGAGGGUUCGUGUUGGGACUACUGCCGCUGUGUUUGAGACCUCGAAAGAGCUCUCUUCAAUGCCAAAGAUGAUGCAGCAUUAUGAGCACACUCCCUCUGAUGUCUGCGUCAAGAAGAAGAGAUUCAAUGGGGAGAAUAUAGGAUAUCAUAAUGGAAGGAGAGAAAAGUUUGCAGAGAUAUCAGCAAUCAAUGGUUCUGAUUUUCUAGGAUUAAAUCUUGAAAAUCAGAUCGACCUUAAUGAUCAAAUGGGUGGAUUUAGUGCCAGAGCUGCAAGAAGUGCUUUCGACGCCAAUCACAAUCUAAGCGAAGGUGUAGAGUUAGUGGCAAUCCACAGGAAGGGAAACACAACGGGUGGAACUGUUUUCAUGGAAUAUGAGUUUUUCCCAGGAGAAAAAAGUGGUAAAAGCAGCACUUGUUCCAAGGAAAUGGAAUUUCCUGCAGAAGCGUCAGUUGCCGUAGUGGAAGGUGGUGAAGCUUCAUGUGUUACGACUUCUGAUUACAGUGGUUCCAGUAGUGCAUCUAAUGCUGCUUCUAAUUCUGUUGAUUUGUCCCUCAAGCUUUCAUGUUAGAGACAAAGGGUAACUUCUGUUUUGGUUUUGGUGCUUUUGGAUAUCUGUGUGUAUGUUUGAUUCCCAUACCUCAUGAAUCCAAACCCUUUUCGUUUCCAUUUGUUCUUGAACUGAUACACCUACCAAAGAGGUGCACUACAUACCCUUUCUCUCUCUCCCUCUCUCUCCAAGAUUGUCAGAACUGCUUAGCUUUCUUUAUGGUCUUACCAUUGUUUCUCCAGACUUGCUGUGGGAUCAAGUUCAUCUGCAGUUCAUCCGCAUUUAUUAGGAUAAUGCAAAUAAUUAUGUAAUUUUAUUAUAAAAAAUUAAAUAUUUUUACAAUAGUCCUCUUUAAUUGAUUUUCAUAAUCAAUGUUUUCGCAUUGAUUAAGCAAAGACAAUAUUAAAAAGUUGUUUUUUGUUGGAUUUAA
Molecule: messenger RNA, 1538 nt
Organism: Hevea brasiliensis (rubber tree)
Lineage: Eukaryota; Viridiplantae; Streptophyta; Magnoliopsida; Malpighiales; Euphorbiaceae
Exons: 3
Coding region: 101-1129 (342 amino acids)
Molecular function (GO): DNA-binding transcription factor activity
Source: RefSeq, a predicted model, not a curated record